Messenger RNA from Kluyveromyces marxianus DMKU3-1042, 567 nucleotides. It is a transcript of the gene IRC19, whose product is annotated as Irc19p. Lineage: Eukaryota; Fungi; Ascomycota; Saccharomycetes; Saccharomycetales; Saccharomycetaceae. The record is from RefSeq and is a predicted model, not a curated record. The transcript has a single exon. The coding region runs from base 1 to 567 and encodes 188 amino acids.
AUGGUUCAUAUUUCAUCUAAUAAAGCAGUAGUUACUGCUACCAACAUUCUGAUAAAGAUUACUCCCAAGUAUUAUAUUACGCAGGAACAAAUAAAUAAGCUUGAUGAUUUGAGCUUUAUCAAGGCUUCUUAUAGAAGGUUUUUACGUCUUAGACCUUUUGUUUCUAAAAGACAGACGAUUAAACAUUCAUAUACCAUCUAUCUGCGAUACAAAUUCAGAGUGGAGAAUUAUGAAUCGAAAAGGAGGGAAUGCUUGUCAGAGAGUGAGCUUACUGAUAUUGAUUUUCGAUCGUCUGUUCAGAGGUCUUUGCAAAUGAUGAUAAAAGCAUUUUCAAACACGAAUGGAUUCUCACGAAGUAUGGAAAAAGAUACACAUAUGUGCAGAAGAAUAGUAAAGAACAUAUUAACAGUGGAUUAUCAUAAAACUAGACUUAUUCGUAAUUCAGGAAAGAUGUAUAAAUACUACAGAAAAGAUUUGAAAUACUUAACAGAUGAUCAACAUAUUGGACUAAGGCAGUUUGAAGAAAAUCUAAUAAGAUUUAAUGAAUGUUUCGGGACCAUGCUGUAA